Archocentrus centrarchus (flier cichlid) is the source of this 1933-nucleotide messenger RNA. Its product is annotated as mucin-15. Bases 400 to 1401 code for a protein of 333 amino acids. The record is from RefSeq and is a predicted model, not a curated record. The transcript has 4 exons. Lineage: Eukaryota; Metazoa; Chordata; Actinopteri; Cichliformes; Cichlidae.
GGCAACCCGGAAACCUGGCAAGCAAAAAUUAAUAUAAUCAACUUAUUUUGAUGGGAACAUGAAAUAAUGAGAUGGUAGCAAAUCGACAUUCCCCUGACCCUCUUUACUUGUCCACCAAUUCAUUUCCAUCCCCGUCCUUUGUGGCCUUUUCACUGCGUGCAACUGGAUGCGGUUCAGGGUGUGUUUCUAUCGCUGGCAGGUGAAGAAGCAGGUUGAGCAGGUUCUUCCCUGAAUGCCACUCUGUUGGGCCCUCCUCCCUCCCUCCUUCUCUUCCUUCUCUCUCCAAAUCGACUGCUGAUUCACUCUCACAUGUUGGCAGCUCACUGAAGAGAUUUUGUUGCCUGUGCACCUGUUCUCAUCUGAUAUAGCCUAAGAAUAAGAGCGACACCAAAAGGGAAAAUGAGACUUUUAAAAUUGACAGCUAGCCUCCUUCUGCUUGUCCAAGCAUUCCACCUGGCAUCAUUCCAAUAUACAACCGACUCUCCAGGGAGAACGAUCGAUAAGAGUUGGUUGCGUGCACGAGGCAAAAUUCCAGAAGGAGGUGAAAAUGCUACGGUUACUCAAGGAAAGACAGAGUAUGAGGGAGGUGAUAUGGAGUCCAGUAAUGAUUACAGUGGGACAGCAUCUGGCUCAAUGGCAGUAUAUUCGGAAGAAGAGGAAAAUGUGGUUAGACAGCAAAAGAGUGCAAAUGAAACAUUUGAGGAUCUGAAUGUCACCACUACCACCCUGUUCCCUGAAUUUCAAAAUGGUACAGUCAACAUAACCAAACUGCCACCUACUACAACCGCAGAUGGCACAAACUCAAGCCAGAUCAACACGACCGGCUUCCCAGAUUAUUCCAAUCACACCAAUUUACAGUCGACAACCCUGGCUCCAGAGAGCAACUCCACAAAAAAUUUCACAACAACACCAGGGUUAACCAACAGCACAGGCCCAACCAACACAACCACUCUCACCACCACAGCGGCACCGGAGGGAAACGGAACUUCGCCUACAGAAGUGUUUCCCCCCGAGAUCCCGAAGACGAGCCGUGCGACUACAACUGCUGCUGCUCCGAACACACCCGAGAAGGUCAACAAGACAGACAAAGCGGCGGGAUCUGCGGGCAGCUCCGACAGAGGUUUCGCACCACAUCCCCUGAUCACUAAACGGCAAGAAGCGUGGGGCGCUAUACUGGGAACAGCCGUGGCUGUGGCAUUUGUGGGGCUGGUGGCCUGGAUCAUCCUCAAGAAGAAACAACAGAAGGGUUUCAGUCACAGGAAACUGGUUGAGGAGUUUCCGUCUGAGCCAGUUCUUAGAUUAGACAACAGUGAGCCCGUGGACUUGAAGUAUGGGGCCUACUACAACCCAGCACUCCAAGGGGACACCAUCCAAAUGACCAACCUUCCAGGACGCCGCUGAAACUGCAAAAUCUUGAACUCCCUUUCUAAAAAAGUCUGCCAGUUACGAUUAUUGGCAUUCAACUUGCUGUCUAAUGUGGAUUUUUGUAAAUAAGACAGUCUGAGAGUGGCACGUGUGGAUGGGAAUUACAAAGUGAUUUAUGUAGGUCUGUCAGCCCUAGAUGAUACUUAUGUCAGAUUAUGUAUUAUGCUAAUCAGAUUUGCUAUAUUUAAAUAGGAAUCACUAAAGGCACUCCAUCGGAAGUACACCGCAAAAGCCAAAAUGAGCUUUUAGCCAUUUGUGUGUGUUGCCAAAGGGAAUCAAAUGAAGUCUUUCCUAGUGAAGAAUUUGCUUUGCAGUCAGGGAACAAUGCUAAAAAUCAAAGCUAUAAGUUUUGGCCUUACUUUUUAAACAUGUUUGUGCGACUAGUACCAACAAAAUUCACUUAAUGACAAGCAAAACAAAAACAUUAGCAUAAAAGCACAUCAGCCUAACAGAGGAAAGCAGAAUGAGGUUCCAGCUGAUGCAAAGUGUUUGGAAGAAAAAAAAAAAA